Acaulospora morrowiae is the source of this 547-nucleotide messenger RNA. The record is from the annotation of a GenBank genome assembly. Lineage: Eukaryota; Fungi; Glomeromycota; Glomeromycetes; Diversisporales; Acaulosporaceae.
UACCAUUAAACAAAUACCCAUCAUAUUAUUUCUUAAUUCAUUUGUCAAAUACCUGUUGGAAAAAGAAUAUCCUGGUAGUCACAUUGGUGUAGAGCCAACUACAGAUAAGUUCGUGGCAGUGAUGAAUGGAGUAGAAGAAAGGGUUAUCCCCGGUAAUGCCGCGGCCGUGAAUGGACAAUUGCCUUUUCAAGGGCUGAAUAACUUUGGUCAAUCAUUCUUAACAAGAUUUCAAGUCUCUCAAAUUCCUUCACCUGUCUUGGAAAACAUGUCAUUCAUUGAUACGCCCGGAAUAUUGGCAGGCGACAAACAGCUUGUUGAUCGUGGUUAUGAUUUUACCGCAGUGAUCGAAUGGUUUGCCGAGAGGGCAGAUUUGAUAUUGUUAUUCUUUGACUCUCACAAAUUGGAUAUUUCAAACGAGUUUAAGUUGGCCAUUCACUCUUUGAAAGGUCACGAAGAGAAAGUUAGGGUGUUCCUUAAUAAGGCUGACAUGGUUGAUGGACAACAGUUAAUGCGUGUAUAUGGUGCUCUGAUGUGGUCUCUUGGGAAA